This is a messenger RNA of Botrytis cinerea B05.10, 2187 nucleotides long. RefSeq lists its product as hypothetical. The transcript is spliced from 3 exons. The coding region runs from base 258 to 1865 and encodes 535 amino acids. NCBI's taxonomy places the organism in Eukaryota, Fungi, Ascomycota, Leotiomycetes, Helotiales, Sclerotiniaceae. The record is from RefSeq and is a predicted model, not a curated record.
GGAUACGUUUCUAUAGUUAAAAGGACUUUCAAACUUCCUUCUGUAGGCCAAAUACUCUUUACACAAACUGCCCUUUACGAGCAAUUGCAACCAUCCAUCCAGAAGUUCUUUUGUUUUUGAAGUUUUCGACACAUGCACUUUAGAACCUCUCUGUUCCUGAUUUCCAAUCAAAGCUCUCGGCAUAGAGAGCAUUCACCACUCACCAAUCACCCAAUUCUCAUUGUCUAGAGAGCAGUCACAAGUUCAGAUUCACCUCCAUGUUGUCUCACGCGCGCCUCGUCUCCUCCCUCCGCCAAACAUCUUCUCUUCUAAAAUAUAAACCCAACUUUACCAUCCAUAAAUCCUCUUUUGUCAACCACAAGCCCAAGCUCACAAUUCGAAACCUCGCAACACAAGCUAAAUCAUUCAACAUGUCUUCCAUGAAUGCCAUGAACCCAAAGGAAGAAGGCGAUAUCUCUUCUGUCUUCGUCUCACUCUCCGGCGCCAAGCCUACACCACUUCCAGAACGAUUUGCUGAUAUCAAGCGCAACCUUAUCCGUGGCCACGAAGAGGCCGUUCAAGCAUCUUUCACUCGCCUUAUUGAACAACUUGCGGUUGAGAAUCGAAAAGUUGCAGAGUUGGGCCCGAAGAUUAUCCCAAGUGUGACUUUCAAGGAUGUUAUUGAGAAGACCGUGAGUGAGGAGCAGUUGAAAGAUAUGAGAGAUAAAGGUGCACUUGUCAUUAGGGGUGUCGUAGAUGAGACAAUUGCAAGAGGUUAUAAGCAGGAGGUCGAAGACUAUGUUAAGUUAAAUCCCAGCACUAAGGGCUUCCCACCUAAUGAUCCACAAGUCUACGAGCUCUACUGGUCUCCACCACAAGUCAAAGCUCGUGGCCAUCCAAACAUGAUCGUUGCCCAAAAGUUCCUCCUCAAUCUCUGGCACUCCGCCGAUCCUACCUCGCCCAUUUCCAUUUCUCAACCAGUCGCCUACGCUGACCGUGUCCGCAUCCGUCAACCUGGUGAUGCUAUCUUUGCUCUCGGUCCUCACGCCGAUGGCGGAUCUGUUGAACGAUGGGAACCCAAUGGCUAUGGUAUCAACGGAGUAUAUGACACUAUUUUCCAUGGAAAGUGGGAAGAAUUUGAUCCUUUUGAGUCUUCAUCACGUGUUCCUGCUGUUAGCGACCUCUAUCAUGGUGGAGGAAGCUGCUCCAUGUUCCGUAUGUUCCAGGCCUGGCUCAGCAUGUCCCACACUUCGCCUGGAGAAGGCACAUUGAAGGUCAAUCCACUUAUCAAGCUUACCACCGCUUACUUCUUACUUCGACCUUUCUUUGAGCCUAUCAAGGAAUUGCCAGAGGGAAAGGAGGAUCAGUAUACUGCGGAAUACCUCAGCCCCGAGAACUGGAGACUGAUCCCAACUGAUCAGAUGACCACUGCUCUCCAUGGUGCUACCCCAAGCCAUGGACAGGAGAUGACCGAAAAGUUUCACCCACAUCUGGAUUUGAAGAAUACUAUGGUCCAUAUUCCAAAGAUUAACCCAGGCGACUACGUUGCUUGGCACUGUGAUAUGAUCCACGCUGUGGACAAGUCCCAUGCAGGUAAAUCUGACAGUUCUGUUCUCUAUAUUCCCGCUUGCCCUCUCACCCCUAUCAACGCCGAAGCACUUGCCCGCCAACGCGACACCUUUCUCUCCGGCGUUCCAGGGCCUGAUUUCCCAGGUGGAAAGGGAGAGAGUGAGCAUAUUGGUAGACCAGGUCUCGACGAAGUCGAGUCUUGGACUGGUGAAGAGGGAUUAAGAGCUAUGGGUUUGAGCAAAUUUGUUGUUGAGAGUGAGAAGGGAGCUGGUGUUGAAAAGGCUGUUGAGAUCGGAAAUAAUUAUUUGGGAUUUUAGACAAACAUCGAUGAAGUGCUCAUUGUUUGACGAAAUACCGGGUGCGAUGGGGUGGCACAAAGAUUUCACGAUAGUGGUCUUAGAUUGCGAUGGAGAGUUAUUAUGAUGGAGCUAGGAUGGAACGGCGUCGGAUUUCUUUUGCACAUCCAAAUCUAAGAUUUCUUUUCCUACAUUGAGGGAAUGAAAUGUCAGAUCGGGAAUUUACUCAUUUUAUUAUCGGGAAGGGAAAAUUGACAUUGAGUAAAGCUCAAUGAUAGGAUACAUUAAGAAGUAUCUAGCAAAAGUCAACAAAUAGCAUUGGCUCAUACCAAAAAUUUCGACA